CUCCUCCUCCUCCUCCACUUCGUCGUCUUCGGAAACGGGAUGUGAUGUAAAUACUCCUCUGUCUCUGGAGUGUGCAAAGCUUCUUCUUAAACACUCUGCUGGAGGAAAAGGAGCCGAAGAAGAGGGAAAAGACGAUAAAUGAGGAGAGGCAGCGGAUGAUUUUGGAGGUAAAGACACCGUUACUUUUCUCCAGCAUGAAUCUGUGAGCUCCUCCGUUCGUCCGCCACCACAGAGCUCCGAGCAGCCCGACAGAAGAGCGACAAACACGGAGGAGAGAGGAGAAAGAGGAGCUAUCUGCUGCUGCUGUUGUGGAUCAGGAGGGAGCGCGCGGACAGAGAUGUAGCGUGUGUUGGUGAGAUUGUGGGACCAUCAUGCACCUCUUCCUGCUGCUGAUCCUUCAAGCCACAGCAGCCUUUGGACAGAUCGACCCCGCACACUGUCGCUAUGCCUUGGGCAUGGAGGAUGGACGGAUCAAAGAUGAAGACAUCACUGCUUCCAGCCAAUGGUACGAGACCACAGGACCACAAUAUGCCAGGCUGAAUCGUGAAGAAGGAGAUGGCGCCUGGUGUCCUGAGGGACAACUGGAGCCAUCGGACAGUCAGUAUCUGCAGGUGGACCUGGGCAGGUUGACUUUUCUUACCGUGGUUGGGACUCAGGGACGAUACGCCAGGAGCUCUGGGAAUGAGUUUGCUCGAGCGUACCGCCUCAACUACAGCAGGGACGGCCUGCUGUGGAAGUCCUGGAAGAAUCGGCUGGGAAACACGGUGAUGCAAGCCAACAAAGACGCCUACACCUCCGUCAUCAACGACCUCCAUCCUCCAGUCAUCACCCGCUACGUGCGGCUGAUUCCGGUCACACUGCUGUCGACCACUGUGUGCAUGCGAGUGGAGCUGUACGGCUGUCCGUGGGAGGAUGGUCUGAUCUCAUACAGCACUCCUGAGGGUCAGCUCAUGAUGCCGCCAGGUUACCCCAUCGCCAGCCUCAACGACUCCACCUACGAUGGUGUUCAUGAAAGGAGGAAGCUGUUUGGCGGGAUGGGUCAGCUGACGGACGGUGUGGUUGGUUUAGACGAUUUCCUGCUGACUCGUCAGUACCACGUGUGGCCGGGCUAUGACUACCUGGGCUGGAGGAACGACUCGCUGGGAACUCAGGGAUUUGUGGAGAUGGAGUUUGUGUUCGACAGGCAGAGGAACUUCACCUCCAUGAAGGUUCACAGUAACAACAUGUUCUCCCGCGGUGUGAAGAUCUUUGCCUCCGUUUCCUGUUGGUUUAAGCCCCGCCUCAUUGCUGGCUGGGAGACGGAGCCAGAAUCCUUUAAAACAGUGUUGGACGAUAGAAACCCAAGUGCCCGCUACGUCACCGUCCCACUGAACCGCCGCACGGCCAAAUCCCUCCGCUGCCGCUUUUACUUCGCUGACGUCUGGAUGAUGUUCAGUGAAAUCUCCUUUCAGUCGGAGGACACUAUACUCCCCACACAGCCAAGCCUAGUGGUGACCUCUUCAGCACCGAAUAAGGACAGCACCAUGCCAACCACGCCAAAGACCGUUAAUCCCUCCGCCAGUGGUCCUCCAGAUGACGGCAACACACCCAUUCUGAUUGGCUGCCUGGUGACCAUCAUCCUGCUGCUGGUCAUCAUCAUCUUCCUCAUCCUGUGGUGUCAGUAUGUCUGCAAGGUGCUGGAGAAGGCUCCACGGCGGAUCCUUGACGAGGAGGUGACAGUCAGACUGUCAUCCUGCAGCGACACUAUCAUCCUCCAGACGCCCCCUGUGCCUCCCCGCUCAGGUCAUGCAUCGACAGGCCCUCCAAACACUGACCCUCACUAUGAGAGAGUUUUCCUGUUGGACCCUCAGUACCAGAACCCGGCAGUGCUGAGAAACAAGCUACCCGAGCUGUCGCAGAGUGCAGAGGCCUCAGCGUGUGGAGGAGGUUAUGCUGAACCCGACAUCACCCAGUGCACCCCCCACCAGUGUUUCCAUAGCAAUGCACCGCACUAUGCUGAGACGGACAUCGUACGUCUGCAGGGCGUCACAGGAAGCAACAUGUACGCCGUCCCUGCCCUCACCGUGGACUCCCUCACCAGGAAGGACAUCUCAGCAGCCGAGUUCCCACGGCAACAGCUGAUCUUCAGGGAGAAACUGGGGGAAGGGCAGUUUGGAGAGGUCCAUCUUUGUGAGGCCGAAGGACUCCCAGAAUUCCUUGGGGAGGGGUCUCCUCUCCCGGACAGGGAUGGUCUCUCAGUGUUGGUGGCUGUUAAACAGCUGAGAGCUGACGCUACGAGCCAAGCCAGGAACGACUUCCUGAAGGAAAUAAAGAUCAUGUCUCGUCUAAACGACCCGAACAUCAUCAGACUGCUGUGUGUUUGUGUGUCGUCUGACCCACUGUGCAUGGUGACUGAGUACAUGGAGAACGGCGACCUCAACAUGUUUCUGUCACAGCGGGAGAUUGAGAGCACACUUACGCAUGCCAACAACAUCCCUUCAGUCAGUCUCUCCGACCUCCUCCACAUGUCAGUGCAGAUUGCGUCGGGGAUGAAGUAUCUGGCAUCUCUGAAUUUUGUGCACCGCGACCUGGCGACCAGGAACUGCCUGCUGGACCGCCGUCUCACCAUCAAGAUUGCAGACUUCGGAAUGAGCCGGAAUCUGUACAGCAGCGACUACUAUCGCAUCCAGGGACGGGCGGUGCUGCCGAUAAGAUGGAUGGCCUGGGAGAGCAUCUUGCUGGGUAAGUUCACCACUGCCAGUGACGUGUGGGCUUUUGGUGUCACCCUGUGGGAGAUCUUUACACUGUGUAAGGAGCAGCCCUACAGCCUGCUGUCUGACGAACAGGUCAUAGAGAACACUGGCGAGUUCUUCAGGAACCAGGGCAGACAGAUCUUUCUUUAUGGCCCUCCACUCUGCCCUCCUUCGCUCUUUGAGCUGAUGAUGCGCUGUUGGAGCCGCGACAUCCCCGACCGACCCACCUUUGAGGGACUCUACCAGGCCCUGAGGCCUCACGUCAACCAAUGAGCUGAGGCUGUGAGGAUGCACCUCUGAGGGUCUCACCCGUGGUGGGUUUGUUCAUCUCUGGACUCCUGAAACGCGACAGACUGACACAAGAGGACAGAGGACUGGAUCCACGCUACGAAAGAGUGGCUGAUACGAGGAAUGAGAUAACUGUGGUCUGAUGGAUGGUUUAAAUUGUGGUAACAACAGCGCUCUGUUCUGCAAGACCAGCAGCAGGAGAGGAGACGACUGGACAAUUUAACAGAGAAACUUUCUGUGACUCAAAUUUAAACUUUUUUUCUGUGGAUAGUGAACAAAGAUUUUUAAGCUUUAAAGAUUUCUAUCAUUCUCUCUUUUUAAGGGCCUCUUGACCAAAACAUCUUGUUGGACCUUUUCACUAAACCUUUUUCUGUCGUAAAAUUCAUUUUUUCUUCUCUUUGGCUCUUAAAGAAGCCAAAAACUGGACAGACUCUUCUUCCUGGUAGUUUCUCCUUUCCCUGUGGUUUUUAUUCUCAUUGUAAAGCACUGUCUGUGUCUCCUAGUUAUUCAUGUUCUUAUAUUAACCCACACUGGAGCUAGGGCUAGGGUCAAAGUGUAGAGUAGUUUUAUUUUUAGAUUUUAAUUCUAUUUUAUUGUUCUGGUUUUUACAGUAUUUCUUUUGUUGGUCUCUGAUGUUGAUAUGAAUGUUGUUCAGCUGAGGAUCUCGUUGAGAAGGCUGCGUUUAAACCUGUGUGGUUCACAGACUAAAAGUCAGUCUGAUGAUUGUGGGUGACUAUUCAAAUCUUGAUAUUGAUACGAGGAAGAAAAAUGAUGUGCCUUUUUUGUUGCCAAAGAGAAAUAAAGUAUGUAAGUAAUAAAAGAUCUACAUUACA
Cheilinus undulatus (humphead wrasse) is the source of this 3853-nucleotide messenger RNA. RefSeq names its product discoidin domain receptor family, member 2, like (gene ddr2l). Gene Ontology annotation, cellular component: signaling receptor complex; membrane. The record is from RefSeq and is a predicted model, not a curated record. The transcript is spliced from 19 exons. Gene Ontology annotation, biological process: cell surface receptor protein tyrosine kinase signaling pathway; positive regulation of kinase activity; protein phosphorylation. Gene Ontology annotation, molecular function: ATP binding; collagen binding; protein tyrosine kinase collagen receptor activity. Bases 372 to 3005 code for a protein of 877 amino acids. Lineage: Eukaryota; Metazoa; Chordata; Actinopteri; Labriformes; Labridae.